CAUUUCCUUGCCACCCUUUUUGGGAACCCACUUCCAAUUGCUCAUCCUCUCUCUCUCUCUCUUUCUAUCUCUAGGGUUUCGAUUUGACCUCCAUUUCAUCUCCUGCCAUCUUCCUCUUCGAUCUGCACUGUGACCACCAUCGCCAGCGCGAGCCACUAGUUCCAGGACGAGAAGAGACCCAUUCAGUACUCACUUUUACUCCCCCGUCAGCUGAUGGCCAAGACCAAACCGGGGAAGAAGGACCUCGAUUCCUACACCAUCAAAGGCACCAACAAGGUCGUCAAAGUCUGCGACUGCGUUUUGCUCCGGCCGUCGGAGUCGGACAAGCCGCCGUACGUGGCGCGGGUGGAGAAGAUCGAGGCCGACCACCGAAACAACGUGCGGGUGAAGGUUCGGUGGUACUACCGACCUGAGGAAUCCAUGGGCGGCCGCCGGCAGUUCCAUGGCGCCAAGGAGCUUUUCCUCUCCGACCACUAUGACGUGCAGAGUGCACACACCAUCGAGGGUAAGUGUGUUGUCCACUCCUUCAAAAAUUACACCAAGUUGGAGAAUGUCGGUGCUGAGGAUUACUUCUGCCGCUUCGAGUACAAGGCUGCCACCGGGGCCUUCACUCCUGAUCGUGUUGCUGUAUACUGCAAAUGCGAGAUGCCUUACAACCCUGAUGAUCUGAUGGUUCAAUGUGACGGAUGCAAGGAUUGGUUCCAUCCAUCUUGCGCGGGCAUGAGUAUUGAACAAGCAAAAAAAUUGGAACACUUUCUGUGUGCAGACUGUAGCUCUGAAAGUGAUGCAAAAAGAUCCGCAAAUGGUUUUCCAGCUUCACCAGUCUCUGAACCUAAGGCUGAAUCUAAGAGGAGGAAGAGGUAACAACUAGCGAUGGAGACUCAGCUAUGGAGGGAGAAGUUAUCGGCAUUUUAUGAAACCCCACUGAUCACGAUGGUAGCUUGAGCUUGUACAGUGCAGAGAAUAAACUGCUUGAAAGGAAACCAUCCUAAUGUUAUGAACCUGGGAGUGUGUUAGGUGGUAAGUUGUGCAAUGAGAAAUCUGAUGUCGUCGUUCUUACCCUCUUCAUCAUGUUCAACCAUGUUUUAUGUAGUUUGUCAAGUGUUCCUUUUGAAUCUGUCUUUAUAUCCAAUCUUCACCAUUAGUAUGGAACUAGUUCCAAAAA
This is a messenger RNA of Zingiber officinale, 1165 nucleotides long. RefSeq names its product chromatin remodeling protein EBS-like. Gene Ontology annotation, molecular function: chromatin binding. The record is from RefSeq and is a predicted model, not a curated record. Bases 214 to 864 code for a protein of 216 amino acids. Lineage: Eukaryota; Viridiplantae; Streptophyta; Magnoliopsida; Zingiberales; Zingiberaceae. The transcript has 5 exons.